Messenger RNA from Myodes glareolus (Bank vole), 4293 nucleotides. RefSeq names its product glycoprotein V platelet (gene Gp5). Gene Ontology annotation, cellular component: plasma membrane. NCBI's taxonomy places the organism in Eukaryota, Metazoa, Chordata, Mammalia, Rodentia, Cricetidae. The record is from RefSeq and is a predicted model, not a curated record. Gene Ontology annotation, molecular function: protein binding.
CCUUGACUUUUUCUGGCAAGGUCUUUAUCCUCAGGAUGCAGGAAUACUCCCUCUUCCUCUGUGAAGUGCCAAGUCACAGACCCAGCUGUAAGCAGCAUUUCAGUCAGCCCAGGGUACAGAAGCCACUUCAGACAUGCUAAGGAGCGCCCUGUUGUGCAUGGUGCUUGCACUCCUGCGCGCCCAGUCCUUCCCCUGCCCUAAAUCCUGCAAGUGUGAGGUCCGCGAUGCGGUUCAGUGCUCGGGCGGCAGCGUGGCUAGCAUCGCCGCGCUGGGUCUGCCCAGGAACCUCACACACAUAGUACUCUUCCGAAUGGAUCAGGGCGUUUUGCAGAACCACAGCUUCAGUGACAUGACAGUCCUGCAGCGACUGAUGCUCUCAAAUAGCCACGUUUCUGCCAUCGACCCCGGCACCUUCAAUGACCUGAUAAAACUAAAAACCCUCAGGUUGACACGCAACAGAAUCUCUCAUCUUCCAAGCGCGCUCCUCGAUAAGACGGUGCUCUUGGAACAGUUGUUCUUAGACCACAAUUCACUAAGGGACAUUGACCAAAACCUGUUUAUGAACCUGCUUAGCCUGCAGGAGCUCUCUUUGAACCAGAAUCAGCUCUCUUUUCUUCCUGCUAACCUUUUCACGAGCCUGCGGAAACUGAAGGUGUUGGAUUUAUCAGGAAACAACCUGACCCACCUACCCAAGGGAUUGCUUGAGGCACAGGUUAAACUUGAGACACUGCUGCUCUACUCAAAUCAGCUCGCGUCUGUAGAUUCGGGGCUUCUGGAUAACCUGGGCGCCCUGACUGUGCUGAGACUGGACCGGAAUCACCUCUAUUCUGUCGCACCCGGUGCCUUCGACGGCCUCGGAAACCUGAAUUCUUUGACUCUGUCCAGAAACCGCCUGGUUUCUCUGCCAUACGCGCUCUUCCUUCGUACGAGCCGCGUGACUUGGCUGACCCUGUUCGAGAACCCUCUGGAGGAGCUGCCGGAGGUGCUGUUCGGCGAGAUGGCCGGUCUGCGGGAGCUGUGGCUGAACCGCACCCAGCUGCGCACGCUGCCCGCCGCCUUCUUCCGCAACCUGAGCGGCCUGCAGACCCUGGGGGUGACGCGGAACCCGCGCCUGAGCGCGCUCCCGCGCGGCGCGUUCCAGGGUCUGACUGAGCUGCGCGUGCUCGCCCUGCACUCCAACGCCCUGACCGAGCUCCCGGACGACGCGCUGCGCGACCUCGGCCGCCUGCGCCAGGUGUCGCUGCGCCACAACCGGCUGCGGGCCCUGCCCCGCGCGCUCUUCCUCAACCUCAGCAGCCUCGAGACCGUGCAGCUGGAGCACAACCAGCUGGAGACGCUGCCUGGAGAUGUGUUCGCGGCCUUGCCCCAGCUGACUCAAGUGCUGCUGGGUCACAAUCCCUGGCUCUGCGACUGUGGUCUGUGGCCUUUCCUCCAGUGGCUGCAGCAUCAUCAAGACCUCCUGAGCCGAGACGAGUCCCCGCAGUGCCAUGGCCCGGAGUCACGGGCGGGCCUGUUGUUCUGGGAUCUGCUGCAGGGUGACCCAUGGUGCCCGCACCCUCGACGCCUGCCCCUCAACCCUCUAGCCGAGAACACCCUGGAAGUCCCCGCCCCAUCCCAGCUGCCUCACAGCUCGCAGUCCCGCGCGUGGGCCCAACUGGUGGCCAAGAGUGAAGGUUCCAAUCACAGCCUCUACUGGGGUCUUUAUUUUCUGCUUUUAGUAGCUCAGGCCAUCAUAGCCGGGAUCAUCGUGUUUGUCAUGAUUAAAAUCGGCCAGCUGUUUCGAACAUUAAUCAGAGAGAAGCUCUUGUUUAAGGCAAUGGAAAAAUCAUGUAGCUAAUUAAAACGUGACCAGAGCAGUGUGGACGGGGCCCCAGGGAGAAUCCAGUCAGGAUGCUGCGCCCUUCCGCCUUUUCCCAUGCCAUUUUUUCUCUCCCCUGCUCUUUUUUCCUUCCUCUUUCUCGGCUCUCAGUGUUUGUUCCUUCUGUUCCUCUCCCCUAAGAAGUGUCUUUUGUAAAUCGCUACUGCUUGCUAACCUGUCCUCAGUUUCCUUCUCUGUCGUUAGCAUCAAGGUAUGUGGGGGGGGUGGGGGGGGUAGGAAACUUGGCUUGUGUUUUACUCAUCUCAUCCCACCCUGCGGUGCUUUCUUAGUUUCUGAGUUUGAGGACACUCCUAGGUGGGCAAGACCUCUCCUGCACCCAGCAAGGGUUGGGUAACAUUUGCUGAAGGAACACCCGUAUAAAAUGAACCCUAGAUCCCAGAAUUAAUUACUCUUCCCAGGAGAAAGCUGGAGUCUUCUUGCCUCUUUCUACUUGAAAGAAGAUUCAUGUCCGUUCUUUUUUUGUUCUCAUUUUGGGUUCGUUGUGAUGACUGUUUGGGAAGGCGCUGGACUCUGAUCCAGUGGCGAGUUUUAGGGUAAGCCUCUUCGGGCUGAGCUAGAACACACAGGAGCUCCCAUCCCUGCCCCCAGGGACAAGGGCCACUUCCUGGCACCCACUGGAAUGGCUUUUGCCACUGAUAUAGAGUUGGGAGCUCCCGUGUGUCCUGGCUCAGUCCAUCACAGACGAGGCUUGCUCAGAAACAGGGCUCCACAGGAGCCACAGCCUGGCUGAGGGGUUCCGGAACUCAUCUGGAGAAGCCCUGUGCCAGGAAGCUUGGGGAGCUGUUCCGUGUGUCCCAUUGGCCUCCUGGGAGUUUCCAUUGCUUUGCCCCAGGGAAAUGUGUCAUUUGGUUCCCAUUUCCUAGAGGUAAAUGCCACCUCAUUUCACAAGCAUUUGUGGAGCUGUGCCCGUGUGAUAGGUGCUCAUGAACAUAAUGAUAGCUUGGUCUCCACGGACUGUGCUUGUAGCACAUUCUCAUUUAGCCUUCCAAUGGAGAGCAAUUAAACCCUUGUUGCCUUAAUUGGCUGUCUGUGCUUGGGAGAGGCAGUGGUUAAACGCAUGCACUGGGAACUGACAACUGUGGCUUCUGUCUCGGUGUCCCCAUGUACUAACCCCUGAGGACUUUGUACACACAUCCUGUAAGCCUGGGUUUCCUCAUCCCUGAAAGGGAUCAAAACAGUGCCAGCCUCACAGGGUUGGUGUGAGACUUAAAGGUAAUAAAACACACAAAGACUUAACCCUGUGCCCUGCAUACAGAAACUGCUCCGGGAAGGAUAGUCACUACUAAAGAGUAUACAGUUACGUUCUCAUCGCACACCCUCUUAUUUCUGAGACACUUUGUCACUGUGCAGCCCGGGCUGCUUCUGAACUUGAGAUCGUGAUUUUUAAAGAAGAUGUUUACCCACUCUGUAUAUAAAAGAGUAAACUUUCUCAAACAGAAGGUUAUGUCCAAACCAGCUAUAUCUGUCUGGAAAUGUGUGCGCUUGGGUUCUGUGCUCAAAGGCCACAGCCGUGGAUCCUCCCAUCGCCAUCGGGGCACGUGGUGGAGACAGAGCUGGAUCCUGACCCCUGUCUACAUGUACUUCUUUAACACCAGCUUCAACUAUCGCCUCCUUGGUGACGCCCUCCCUUUUCCUCACUGUGUGCUUCCUGUACAUGCUGCUUCUCGGGUGCUGGGAACCAACACCCUCAGUUGGUCCUGUGUGUUAUUUUAGGGUAUCUGGAGCCACUUAUAACUUAAAAAUCCAGAAUUUUUUUUUUUUUUGGUGAAAUGCAGACUCAAUUCUAACGACUAUUCUCUGAGGCAGACGUUCUCCCAUGAAGCCGGUUUUGUUCACCUGUAGGAUGAGGGUAACAGCUGUCCCUACUAUGAGGUAAUCCCUGCUAGGUAAAGACAGUGGGUUGGUCUCUGGGGCCCAGUGGCAGCUGUUUGAUGGGCUAGUCUAUACAUGUUCUAACAAUUCUCCCUGCCUCUUCAUGUGUUGUUCAUUGGGCAAAUUGAUUUACUAUUCUAUACCAAGCUCUCUGGUAAGUAGAAAUUCAAAGCCAUGGGUGAAACAAAAUGCCCAUCCACUUCUACGGGGUUCUGCCCUGGGGUCCUACCCGCCAUGAGGUUGUCCCAAACUCCAGGACAUUCAGAACUGAAGUGUGGAGGCCAGCUUCAGACACUUCAGCCAGCUUCAUGACACAUUCAGACUUCUCUCUCUUUGACUGGCCUCGAACUCACAGAGAUCCUCCUGCCUCUGCCUCCCGAGGGCUGGGAUUAAACGUAUGCAUCAGCACUGCCUAGUUUUUGAUUCAAUUUUUAAACACUGUCAAAAACAGCAGGUUAUAUUGGAAGCCCCGUGUAAUCUCUUCCUCAACUUUUCUCUUUAUCAAGCAAUAAAGCUGCUCAAUAAACGUGUUCUCAUCCUUC